AUGCAGUUCUAUUCGACAGUUCUUGUUGUGAUCGGUAUUGUUGUGGUGUCUGCAAUAGAAAGUGGCGUACAUCAAUUGCCAAUUAAGAUGAUCGAUGAUCUUGAGCAGGAUCUACGACCGUUAGUGGCUGAUUCAAACCCACUUGCUACGGAUGGAUAUAAAGUCUACCCCGGACAGUUCCCGUAUCAUGCUCAGUUGUAUGUUAUUCCUCAAUCAUCUGGUCCUACUCUCCUAUAUGUUGGCUCGCUCAUCACACCGAAUUACAUCCUAACGGUUACGCCUAGCAGAAAUUUAAAUACUUAUGGAUAUGCGAUUUUGGGUUUCGACGAUGGAAGCAGCGAAGAAACGCAGCAGCGUAUCAACUACUCCCAAGGUGGUUUGCAGCUACAUCCCACUCGUGACAUCGCUACAGUACGUCUAGAUCAUCCAGUUACCUUCACGCAGUUCGUGCAGCCGAUUCGUUUGCCCAGCCUAUCCGACACCCGCACGUAUGAGAUGAUGGAAGGUACAAUUAUAUCAAGACGUCUCUUAACAUCGAGAUAUUUGCGUAAUCAGAUAAUGUCGAUCGCUGAUUGUCAGAAGGAGCAUCCUGAUCGAGUUAUUUAUUCUAAUCAUAUUUGCACGAAUACGUACGUAGGAGGAUUGUUCUGUAACAGUGUGUUCGGUUCCGGUUUGAUCGUUGAGGAUGAGAAUGGGCCAAUACUGGUUGGAGCUCUUUUUUCUUAUAAUCUUUGUGAGUAUACCUAUCCGUUGGUAUAUGAACGAUUAUCUGAGCAUCGUGAUUGGAUUAGUAUGAAUUCGGACUAUGUGUUUGAUUUUUAA
Messenger RNA from Anopheles moucheti, 822 nucleotides. Its product is annotated as collagenase-like. The record is from RefSeq and is a predicted model, not a curated record. Gene Ontology annotation, biological process: proteolysis. The transcript has a single exon. Bases 1 to 822 code for a protein of 273 amino acids. Gene Ontology annotation, molecular function: serine-type endopeptidase activity. NCBI's taxonomy places the organism in Eukaryota, Metazoa, Arthropoda, Insecta, Diptera, Culicidae.